Triplophysa dalaica is the source of this 2230-nucleotide messenger RNA. It is a transcript of the gene opn7c, whose product is annotated as opsin 7, group member c. Gene Ontology annotation, biological process: G protein-coupled receptor signaling pathway; visual perception. Gene Ontology annotation, cellular component: membrane. The transcript is spliced from 9 exons. The record is from RefSeq and is a predicted model, not a curated record. Gene Ontology annotation, molecular function: G protein-coupled receptor activity. The coding region runs from base 880 to 2085 and encodes 401 amino acids. Lineage: Eukaryota; Metazoa; Chordata; Actinopteri; Cypriniformes; Nemacheilidae.
AAAGACACUUAAUGUUAUAAAUAAACAUCAAAUGAAUCUGUAAAAAUGUGUCAAUAGAAUUGAUUUCGUUGGAAUGCUUGAUUCUGAUUGGCCAGUCGCGGCAUUUGCAGGUUCGUUAAUCCCAGAGUCAUUGACAGAGAGAGUCCCGUCAACUCCGUUGAGUCCAGUUGAACACUUUUUCACAACAAUCAAACUAAAUACUAUGGCGAAAAUACGAAGUAUGCAAUACUACUCUAUAAGUAUUUAAGAUUACUCUGAGAUUGGCAGAAACCGUGUGUGUUUUUAAGACGAAAGCCAUUUAAUGAAUUAAAAAAUGAAAGAAAUAAAGCAUUUAAAGAAAAAACAUAACUUACUGGAACUAUUCGAAAGCUCCAUGAAUCACGUGACGCUCCAAAUUUUUGGACAUCGGUUGGCAGAAAUCUCUCUCUCAAUGGCUCUGGUUAUUUCCGGAUAACAACCGCUCGGAACUAAUAACACACGGUAACCCUGAUGCAGCAAAUCUUUUGACAGUUUUUUUGUCAAUUUAAAUAUGUAUUUUCAUAAUAUGUAUGACAUAACGUAGUUCUUCUUCUUCUUGCUUGUUGCAAGAUGAAUGCUAUGAUACACUUCUUUGCAAAAGGCGGAAGUUAAGUGACGUCAUUGUGAAGCGGGCCCAUCAGCUGUGUCUUGUUUCGGAAGGCUGCGUCCUCCGGAGGUCUCAUGUGAAGCUUGCUACUUCAUCGAGGAUGUCUCGUUUGAUAGCAUUUUACACUUCAAGUGGACUGACUGCCACCCAUCUCUGUAUAUUGAUUUGGGUGCGAGCAGCGUGUAUGUGUUGGUGGAUUUUGGAUUAAACUGGGUCUUCAUGAAGGUAGCAGAGCACACACUCUCCCCUGGAAGAUGGGCAAUGUGUCAAAAACCGCCCUGUUUGUGUCCACUAUCUCCAGACAGCACGAUGUCUUUAUGGGGUCACUUUAUUCUGUCUUCUGUGUACUGUCACUUUUGGGAAACGGGAUGCUUUUGUUUGUAGCAUACCGUAAGAGAUCAAGUUUAAAGCCGGCAGAGUUCUUCGUUGUGAAUCUUUCGGUGAGCGAUCUGGGGAUGACUCUGUCUCUGUUUCCAUUGGCUAUCCCAUCUGCUCUUGCACACAGGUGGUUAUUUGGCGAGGUAGUUUGCCAGUGCUAUGCUAUGUGUGGGGUUUUAUUUGGCUUAUGUAGCCUGACCAACCUGACUGCUUUGUCGUCAGUAUGCUGCUUUAAAGUGUGCUUCCCAAAUUACGGGAACAAAUUUUCAUCCAACCACGCUUGUGUGAUGGUGGCAGGGGUGUGGUGCUAUGCGUCCUUGUUUGCUGUGGGACCUCUUGCUCGGUGGGGGAGUUUUGGACCAGAACCUUACGGAACCGCCUGCUGCAUAAACUGGUACUAUCCAUCCCACAAUGUCCUUGCCAUGUCUUACAUCAUCAGUCUCUUUAUCUUCUGUUAUGUGCUCCCGUGUACCAUCAUCAUCCUCUCCUACACCUUCAUCCUGCUCACAGUGAGGGGGUCUCGCCAAGCCGUUAAACAACACGUUUCGCCACAAACCAAAGUGACAAAUGCCCACACUCUCAUUGUCAAGCUCUCUGUGGCUGUAUGCAUUGGCUUCUUGACGGCCUGGAGUCCCUACGCAGUGGUGGCCAUGUGGGCGGCCUUCAGUGCCAAUGAGCAAGUCCCACCCACAGCAUUUGCGCUGGCAGCUAUUUUCGCCAAAUCUUCCACCCUUUAUAACCCUAUGGUGUAUCUUCUCUUUAAACCUAACUUUCGAAAAUCACUGAGUCAGGACACUAGAAGCAUCCGCCACAGGAUUUGUUUGAGCCACAGCAAGGCCAGUCCUACAGAACGAACAAAAGGCCGUCAAGGGCAGAGAUCUCAAACGUGUAACAAAAAGGAUGCAAGCAACUCCACACCCUUUUCCAGCAGCCAACCAGAGAGUUAUGGAGCUUGUGUUCACUAUGCAGACGCGCAGCAGCCCUUCCAACAUCCCAGCACCCAGACAGCUGCAUGUUUUCUGGAGGGAACCGUUCAAACUGAAAUAACAAUGACUGAAAAAAUUUACAAUGACCUCCUGUGAGCGAAUCCCUAAAAGUGCCACAGUUUCCCAACAUCCACUCCUUCUCAGAACUAGAAGGUUGUAAUGUACACUGUAAACUCACAUUGCCUUAGCCACAAAAAGAACAAAACCUUAUAUGUGAAUGUUAUUUGUUAAAUAAAGUUAA